Messenger RNA from Hemisphaericaspora subhashii, 3312 nucleotides. RefSeq lists its product as uncharacterized. Gene Ontology annotation, biological process: protein import into nucleus. The transcript has a single exon. Lineage: Eukaryota; Fungi; Ascomycota; Pichiomycetes; Serinales; Debaryomycetaceae. Gene Ontology annotation, cellular component: cytoplasm; nucleus. The record is from RefSeq and is a predicted model, not a curated record. Bases 1 to 3312 code for a protein of 1103 amino acids. Gene Ontology annotation, molecular function: nuclear import signal receptor activity; small GTPase binding.
AUGGACGUCCAAUUUCUUACUUCUUUAGAAGAAACAUUAAGACAAACUUUAGUUCCAGAUUCAGCUGUAAUUAAACAAGCUUCCAACAAAUUACAGAAGGAAUUCUAUACUAAUCCGUUAGCUUUACCAGCAUUAUUCAAUAUCUUACAACAUGCUCAAGAUGAUGAAAUUAAACAAUUAGCAUCUGUUGAAGCUAGAAAAUUGGUUUUAACUAAUUGGGAAAGCAUGGAUGCAUCUUUAAAGCCUGCUAUCAGAGACUCCUUAUUAAACAGUACCUUCCAACAACCAAAUAGACGUAUUAGAAACUCAACUGCUCGUUUAGUAUCUGCAAUUGGUGAAAUUGACUUGGAAAAGGGAGAAUGGCCAACCCUUUUAUCUACCUUAAAUGAAGCUAUUCAAGGAAGUGAUGUUCAAGUUAAGGAAGUUGGUGUUUUCACUUUAUUCACAUUGUUAGAAACUCAAAAUCCUGCCUUGAUUCCUCAUAUUGAUAACUUCUUAACUUUAUUUGGAGCAUUAUUAAGAGACCCAAGCUCUAAAGAAGUUAGAGUCAAUUCUGUCUUAGCUUUGGAUGUCAUUUCCCAAUUCCUUGAAGAAGAUUCUGAAGUUAGUCCAGUUUUAUGUGAAAAAUUCAAAGCUACUGUUCCUGGUAUGGUUGAAGUCUUAAAGGAAGUUAUUUCUGAAGAUGAUACUGAACUGGCCAAACAAGUCUUUAACGUUUUCAACAGUUUGAUUUUCUUAGAUACUAAAUUAAUUGGUGAUCAAUUGGUUGGCUUAAUUCAAUUGAUUGCUGAAAUGGUCACCAAUACCCAAUUAGAUGAAGAAUAUAGAGCUUUUGGUUUACAAUUUUUGAUUUCUUGUGUUUCUUUAAGAAAAUCCAAGGUUUCUUCCAACAAAUUAGGUCCUCAAAUCACUUUGGUUGCUUUAAAGAUUGCCUCUGAAGAAAUUGAUGUUCAAGAAGAAUUAGAAACCGAAGAAGAAGAAAAUGAAAAUGAAGAAAAUGAACCAUCUACCUUGGCUUUAAGAUUAUUAGCUGUUUUAUCAGGUGAAUUACCUCCAUCUCAAGUUAUCAGUCCUAUCUUUGAAGCUUUACCAUCCUUGUUAUCCUCUUCUAACCAAUUCGAAAGAAGAGCUGGUUUAUUAGCUGUCGGUGUCUCUUCCGCUGGUGCUCCAGACUACAUUUCUAACCAUAUUCAAAAGAUCAUUCCAGGUAUUAUCAACGGUUUAAAGGAUUCUGAAAUGAUUGUCAGAGUCGCCGCAUUAAGAGCAUUAUCACAAUUGACUUCCGAACUUCAAGAUAUUGUUGCUGAAUACCACGAAGAAUUAUUGCCAUUGAUCAUUGACAUUAUUGACUCAGCUUCUUCUGUCAAGGCUUAUAAAUAUGCUUGUUACGCCUUGGAUGGUCUUAUUGAAUUUAUGAGCCAUGAUGCUAUGGGUAAAUACAUUGAACCUUUGAUGAACAAAUUAUCUCAUAUGUUACAACAAGCUCAUUCUUCUUCUUUGAAAUCCGCUGUUGUUUCUGCUAUUGGUUCUACCGCCUUCGCUGCUGGUAAAGCUUUCACUCCAUACUUUGAUAAUUCUGUUCAAUUAUUAGAACCAUUCAUUUCCAAUGCUGCUGAAACUGAAGGUAUGACUGAAGACGAUAUUGAAUUAAGAGCAUCUACUUUUGAAAACAUUUCUACUAUGGCAAGAGCUGUUGGUUCCGAAUCUUUCUCGACUUAUGCCAAGCCAUUAGUUGAAGCUGCUUACAACUCUUUGAGUUCUGAACACUCAAGAAUCAGAGAAUCUGGUUUUGCCUUCAUUUCUAACAUGGCCAAGGUUUACGGUGCUGAAUUUGCUGGUUUCUUAGGUCAAAUUGUCCCACAAAUCCUUAAAUGUUUGGAACAAAGUGAAUUCACUUUUGAUGUUGAAGAAGUUGACGAAGAAGAUGAAGAAAACUUGGAUAACGCUCUCAAAGUCCACACUGGUAUCACUAUCGAAAAGGAAAUUGCUUCUGUCGCAUUAGGUGAAUUAGCUAUUGGUACUGGUAAAGAAUUCGCUCCUUAUGUUGAAGCUUCUGUUAAAUCUUUAGCUGAUCAAAUUGAAAACUCUUAUGGUAUGAGAGAAGCCGCUAUGAACUGUUUAUUCAAGAUCGCUAAGGCUAUGUUUGUUGCUUCUUAUGGUGAAGGUUUCAAGGCUCCAAAGGGUGUUCCUCAACAAUCUUAUGUUGAUGAAUCAAUCUUACAAUUAAUUCAACAAGUCAGAAACGUUGCUGUUCCACUUUUGGAAGAAGAAUUCGAAAUCUCAAUGGUUGCUUGUAUCUUAGAUGGUAUUGCUGAAUCCCUUCACAAAUUCGGUGCAAUUGCCAUCAUGGACAAUGCUAGUGAAACUGAAGCCUUGGAAAAAUUGUGUGCUAGUUUGAUGCUGAUUUUGAAUAAGGAACAUCCAUGUCAAGUUGAAGAUGAAGAUGGACCAGCUGAUGAAGAAGAUGCUUCUGAAACAGAUGCUUUAUUAUAUGAAUCUGCAUUAGAAGUCUUGAUUAAUUUGUCUCUUGCUUUAGAAGGUGAUUUCGUCAAGAUUUUCACUUCUUUCAAAGACCCAAUUUUAGCUAAUAUCCGUAGUAAAUCUAAAUCUAUCAGGGUUGGUUCAAUUGGUGCUAUUGCUGAAAUCAUUGGUGGAAUAAAGGGUGCUAAUCCAUUUGCUGAAGAAUUAUUACAAAUCUUCGUUGAUAGAGUUGCUAAUGAUAAAUCAUUAGAAGUUAAAGGUAAUGCUGCUUAUGGUGUUGGUUUAAUUAUCGAACAUAGUCCAGUUGAUCUUUCUUCUGCCUAUCCUCACAUCUUACAAUUAUUAUUCAAUUUGUUAUCCAAGGCCGAUAAGAAGGCUGGUACUGAUGAUGAAGAAACCAAGGAAGUUGUGAAUAGAUCUUAUGCCAAUGCUUGUGGUUGUGUUGCCAGAAUGGCCUUAAAGAACCAACAAGCUGUUCCAUUAGAACAUGUUCUUGGUCCAUUAUUAGAUCACUUACCAUUAAAGACUGGUAUUGAAGAAAAUACCCCAAUUUUCGAAUUGAUUAUUAACUUAUACGAAUCUGGUAAUCAAUUAAUCAUUAACCAAACUCCAAAGGUUGUUGAAGUGUUUGCUGCUGUUUUUGUUGCCGAAGCUGAUAGAAUCAAAUUGGCCAAUGAAUCUACUUUAGGUAGAGAAGAAAACCUUGAAGCAAUGAAACAAUUCUCUAGUGAAGAUUUGAAAAACAAGGUUAUCCAAUUGUUAAAAUACUUGGAUCAAAACUAUAAUGGUGUUGCUUCCGCCAAUGAAGUCUUAAAGUCUGUCAUUGCUUAA